CACAGUACUACAAUUCAGCAUGUUUCUCGAAUAACAUCCCACAGAAACAUCAACUAAAGGCGUGUCGCUCAUGUUCUGAUUCACAUCGUGGUUUUGCUUAUUUUCCUUUACGAGACAACCAUCUUUUUCCAUCCAGAUGUGGAGCCAAUGAGGAGCCUCUCUGUUUCAAGAGAAGGAAGGAGGCGGAGGAAGGAAUGCUGCAGGAUGCUUAUUAUUAUGGCUGUCAAAACCAGUGGCGAUUAGAUAAAACAUCCUUUUUCAUGUCAGAUUAACGACGAUGAUAGGCACCAUGUCCGCAGCAGCUGUCGCGGUAUGGCUUGGUACGGUUUUCAUUGUGCAUGCCUAUGAUGUCACACAUGCAACUUUUCAUGAGAGAAAUGCCCAAAAGGAGCUAUCCAUGGGCUUGAAGCAGAGAGCAACCCUGUACAGAGAUGUGGUCACCAUCUUGUCGAGAUCGCAUGCAGACCGUAACGUCUACCCAUCUGCAGGAGUGCUGUUCGUCCAUGUUCUAGAGAGAGAGUAUUUCAAAGGAGAAUUUCCUCCCUACCCAAAAGCAGGUGAGUCCAGCAAUGACCCGAUCACUUUCAACACCAACCUGAUGGGCUACCCCGACAGGCCGGGCUGGCUGCGCUACAUCCAGCGGACGCAGCACAGCGACGGGGUCCUUUACGGCUCCCCCACCGCAGAGCAUGUCGGCAAACCCUCCGUCAUAGAGAUUACCGCCUACAACCGACGCACUUUCGAGACGGCACGGCACAACUUGGUCAUAAACAUCAUGGGCACAGAAGAGUUCCCCCUACCUUUCCAGGCGGAGUUUUACAUCAAAAACAUGAACGUGGAGGAGAUGCUGGCCAGUGAGGUGCUGGGGGACUUUCUGGGAGCGGUGAAGAACGUAUGGCAGCCUGAGCGCCUCAACGCCAUCAACAUCACCUCAGCGCUAGACCGUGGCGGCCGCGUGCCUCUGCCCAUCAACAACCUGAAGGAAGGAGUGUAUGUGAUGGUUGGUGCCGAUGUCCCCUUCUCGUCGUGCCUGCGGGAGGUGGAGAGCCCACACAACCAGCUGCGCUGCAGUCAGGAGAUGGAGCCCGCCAUCAGCUGUGACAAGAAGUUCAGAGCUCAGUUUAACAUAGACUGGUGUAAGAUCUCUCUGGUUGACAUCAACAAAGUAGUGCCAGUAUACAUAACCCGUCCCGAGCCGGGCAACGGGAUCCUGCCUGAAUUUGGGGUAUACGACCCCCCCUCUGAGACUCUGAUGAUCCGGAACUACUUUUCAGACUUCCUUAUCACGCUGGCUGUUCCCUCCGCCGUGGCACUAGUCCUCCUCUUCAUCCUCGGCUACACUAUGUGCUGCCGUCGGGAAGGGUUGGAAAAAAGAAACAUGCAAACACCAGACAUCCAGCUUGUUCACCACAACUCCAUCCAGAAGUCCUCCAAGGAGCUGCGGAGCAUGUCUAAGAACCGGGAGAUCUCCUGGCCCCUCUCCACCCUGCCCGUUUUCAACCCAGUGAGCGGAGAGGUGGUGCCGCCCAUCCACCCCGACAACUACGAGACGACCAGCAUGCCCCUCAUGCAGACACAGACGAAUCUGCAAAACCAGAUUACGAUACCACAGCAACGGCCAUCAGGAGAUAGUUAUGUCAUGUCAACAUUUCGAAGGCUGGAGGUAAAUGGUAUUCCUGAGGAGAGAAAGGUGGCCGAAGCAAUGAAUUUGUGACCAGCGACAACGGUGUUAGAGUUUUUGAUUUCAUAUUCAUAUAUAUCUUUGUUUUUUCUAACAUUUGUGCCAAUCUGCAUGCCCCAGAAGUGUCUUUAUUGUCCAUAUGCACUUACACUUCCAGGAGAGAGUCUGACUGAUCAAAAACAGCGUAAUGAUUUCUAAAGUACACUUUAAUAUUUUGAAAUAAUGUAUUUGUAAAUGUUAAGACUGUUUUAAUUAAUACUUGCUUUGCACAAUGGACCUCUCGAGGAAAAGGGAGUUUUACAUGACAUGCUUUAGUUGUCAUGUGUUAUAAUAUGUAUCAUGUGUCACAUGAUAACAAUAAAUCCUUUCAAAAGCA
Messenger RNA from Eleginops maclovinus (Patagonian blennie), 2057 nucleotides. RefSeq names its product sarcoglycan, epsilon (gene sgce). The record is from RefSeq and is a predicted model, not a curated record. Lineage: Eukaryota; Metazoa; Chordata; Actinopteri; Perciformes; Eleginopidae. The transcript is spliced from 13 exons. The coding region runs from base 278 to 1714 and encodes 478 amino acids. Gene Ontology annotation, cellular component: membrane; sarcoglycan complex.